UUUACGGACGUUCAGAAAAUUGACAUCACAGCCGCAGGAACAUAUAAAUAACCAGCACACUGCAUGUCUGGUCAACUGCAGCAACGUCUCUGAAGAGCAUUCUACAGGCUCAGCUCCUCCAAAGGCACAGCAGAAACUGGAUUUUGUAAAGUACACCAAGAAGCUCCUUUUUAUAAAACAGUUUUGAGAACAUCCACAAGCUUUUUCCUCUGCCUUCAGUUGCGUUUGCCAUUUCUUUAAAGAAGCAUGUGCACGGGAGGUUGUGCCAAGUGCCUGGGAGCCACUCUUAUCCCUCUGGCUGUGCUAUGUACCCUCGCUAACAUUCUGUUGUUUUUCCCUGGAGGAACAGUCGUUGAAAACACUGAAAACAUUACAGAUGAGGUUUGGUGGUUCGGAGGGAUCUUGGGAUCUGGCAUAUUGAUGAUCUUUCCUGCCUUGGUAUUUUUGGGCCUUAAGAAUAAUGAUUGCUGUGGCUGCUGUGGUAAUGAGAGCUGUGGGAAGAGGUUUGCGAUGUUUUCUUCUAUAAUAUUCGCUGCAGUUGGAGUUCUGGGAGCUGGAUACUGCUUUGUUGUGUCAGCAGUAGCCAUAAACAAAGGCCCUAAAUGCAACACUGGAGACGAAUGGACCUAUCCUUUCCAGAAUGGGGAACACCUCACAAACCACACACUGUGGGACAAGUGUCAGUCACCCGAAAACAUCGUCCUAUGGAACCUGACACUCUUCUCCUUGCUGCUGGUCAUGAGUGGGAUCCAGGUAGUGCUCUGUGGCAUCCAGGUGGUGAACGGCCUGUUUGGAACAAUCUGUGGGGACUGCCAAUGUUGUGGAUGUUGUGGGGGAGAUGGAACCGUGUAAAGAACAUGAAUACUGCAGACAACCCUCCUUGUCUUGAGAAGCUCCCUUCUGCAGCUGUUCCAGAAAGCAGCCCUCAGAAGCACCACCACUGGCUAUGAAAAUGAGAAUGAAGGGCACUUCCCCCACAAAUGUUAUGAAGCCCUGACUCCCUUUCUAGCCUUCCUGAAACCCCUCAUCAUGGAAUAAAAUAAGUGAAAUUCAA
Messenger RNA from Apus apus (common swift), 1054 nucleotides. RefSeq names its product transmembrane 4 L six family member 4 (gene TM4SF4). The coding region runs from base 247 to 852 and encodes 201 amino acids. NCBI's taxonomy places the organism in Eukaryota, Metazoa, Chordata, Aves, Apodiformes, Apodidae. The transcript has 5 exons. Gene Ontology annotation, cellular component: membrane. The record is from RefSeq and is a predicted model, not a curated record.